GUCAAAAAAGUCUUUUCUUUCUGAAGUUACUGGCAAUGGGAGUUUUACGGAAUAUAACAGAGGCUCUAAGCCUUUCCUCGGUGCUUCCUGGCGGUCCUAUUGGCACUCUUUUACCGUCUCUCAUACCAUCGCUUCCGCCAUCAUUCUCACCGUCAAGCGUUGUCGAAAUUCCUGGAUUUCCCGACUUUCUUCCUUCAAACACCACCGACCAAUUUCCAUGGGGAAACCGCACAGCGAAAAUUGAUCCUCACGCAGAUAUUCCUAGUACAGGAAUUACGCGAUAUUACAACUUGACAGUAUCUCGAGGGGUGCUGGCACCAGAUGGUUUUGAAAAAUCCGGAAUUUACAUCAAUGGCCAAUUCCCCGGCCCAGCUAUCGAAGCCAACUGGGGAGACAUGCUUGAAGUCACAGUGCACAACCAAAUCUCUGGGCCGUCUGAGGGCACAUCAAUGCACUGGCACGGUUUAUCUCAAAACGGCACACAGUGGUCUGACGGAGUUCCCGGUGUCUCCCAAUGCCCUAUUGCCCCAGGAAAUUCAUUUACCUAUCGUUUCAGAGCCGACGUCUAUGGGACAUCAUGGUAUCAUUCCCAUUUCUCAGCACAAUACACCGCAGGUGCUUUCGGGCCCAUGAUCAUCUACGGUCCAAAACACGUCCCCUACGACAUCGACAUUGGGCCCGUAGUAUUAGGAGACUACUACCACCGGGACUAUUUCUCCGUUAUCGAAGACGUUGCUGGUACUAACCCAGACUUUAAGGUCUUCGUCCCUUCGUCUGACAACACCCUCAUCAAUGGCAAAAACAACUACAACUGUUCCAUGGCACCAGCCAAUUCUACUUGCUUUCCCAACGCCGGACUUGCCAAAUUCAAUUUCCAAAGCGGCAAAACUCACAGGCUCCGCCUGAUCAACGCUGGCGCGGCGGCUUUGCUACAUUUCAGCAUCGAUGGACACGCUAUGCAGGUUAUUGCAAACGACUUUACGCCGUUGAUUCCCUACGAAGCAGACGUUAUCACCCUGCAUUCUGGUCAGCGAACGGACGUCUUGGUCACAGCACCAGAGGAACCACUCGACGCGUACUGGAUGCGCUCUACGAUCUCCCUGAAUUGUUCUGUUUCAACGACAACUAAUGCACUUGCCGUAGUUCUCUACGAUGAUGCAAGUGAAUUCACGCUUCCCAAAACAGAGAAGAGCGCUGCUGCGGCUGUUGCUGAUAGGAAGGAUGUUCUCUGUCAGAAUGAUCCACUACACAUGACUGUCCCAUGGGCACCUAUUCCGAUUGACCCUGAGCCCGACAUCACCGUCACUGUCGAAGUCGAUCUGGUCACCAACGCCACGGGGUCUCAUAUUUGGACAAUCAACAAUCGCACGCAGUACACAGACUACAAUGACCCGGUUCUUAUGCUGGCGAAUCAAGGUAAUUUUUCAUAUCCCGACCCAGAGUGGAUGGUCUGGAACAUGGGCAAGAGCAAGACCGUCCGCAUCGUCAUGAACACGGUAUACCAAUCUCCGCAUCCAAUGCAUUUGCACGGCCAUAGCUUUGCCGUUCUCUCAGCAGGCCAAGGCCCGUGGGACGGCAAAACGAUAAUAAACCCGACAAACCCCGUGCGGCGAGACAUCCACACGCUGCCGCGCUACGGGCAUCUCGUCAUCCAGUUCACGGCAGACAAUCCGGGAAUCUGGUCAUACCAUUGCCAUAUCGCGUGGCAUUCGGCCACGGGAUAUACGAUGCAGAUUGUCGAGAGGCCAGGGGAGUUUUAUAAUCCUGAGCUUCCAGGCAUUAUGGACCAGACGUGCAAGGCGUGGGACAAAUACACUCAGGGGCAUAAAGUAGAUCAGAUCGACAGUGGGAUAUAGAUUUCCUUUUUAGAACAGCUUUGGCGAAUCGAUGUGUGGGAUUUUGGUCUCCUCGAUGAAUUUGGGCGGUUUUCUGGUUAGCAUUGGCGUUGGAUAACCAAUAUACUCGGAUAUUCUGUUUUUUUUUUUUGGCGAUG
Molecule: messenger RNA, 1993 nt
Organism: Xylona heveae TC161
Lineage: Eukaryota; Fungi; Ascomycota; Xylonomycetes; Xylonales; Xylonaceae
Product: multicopper oxidase
Exons: 7
Coding region: 36-1856 (606 amino acids)
Molecular function (GO): copper ion binding; oxidoreductase activity
Source: RefSeq, a predicted model, not a curated record